CUCGCCAAGGAAGCGGGCUGCGCGGUAUAUAAACGCCGCGCUCUAGCUCAGUUGUGCACUCGGGUCGAGCGGCUCGCUUCCAGCAGACACAGGCUACUGUGCGAGUAAACGCCCCGCCCCUCGCCGAGCUUGAGCUGCGCAGCGCAGAGGUGGGGGCCGAUGGACCCGUACAAGUAUCUCAAGAUCCGGUUCAACCCCGACGGCUCGCUGUACCGGUACGGGGAGGCGCCGCUCCUCCCGGCGGCGCCGGCGGGGGAGCCCGUGGCGGUCGCGGCGGAGGGCAGCGGGGACGGCGAGCAGGGGCCGCGCCGCAUUGUGGUCCACUCCAACGACGUCCCGCUCAGCGAGGCCGCCGGCACGGGCCUCCGCCUCUUCGUGCCGUCUGGCGGCCACGCCCGGCUGCCGCUGAUCGUCUACUUCCACGGCGGCGGGUACGUCCUCUUCCGCGCGGCCUCCCAGCCGUUCCACAACACCUGCACGGCGCUCGCCGCCGCCGUCCCGGCGGCCGUCGCGUCCGUCGACUACCGCCUGGCGCCCGAGCACCGCCUCCCGGCCGCGUUCGAGGACGCCGCCGACGCGGUGCUGUGGGCGCGCCCGCACGUGGCCGCCGGCCGGCCGGUGUUCGUGAUGGGCAGCCACAACGGGGCCAGCAUCGCGUUCCGCGCGGCGCUGGCGGCGGCCGACGCCGGCGUGGAGCUGCGCGGGGUGAUCCUGAACCAGCCGCACCUCGGCGGCGCGGCGCGGUCGCCCGCGGAGGCGGCCUCGGUGGACGACCGCGUGCUGCCGCUGCCGGCCAACGACCUGCUCUGGGAGCUCGCGCUGCCCGUGGGCGCCGACCGGGACCACGAGUACUGCAACCCGGAGCCCAUGCUGACCCGCGUCGGCGCGGCGCGGCUGCGGAGGCUCCCGCCCUGCCUGGUGCUCGGCCGGCGCAAGGACCCGCCGCGGGACCGGACGAGGACGCUGGUCUACGCGCUGCAGAAGGCCGGCGUCGCCGUGGAGGCGAGGCUCGACGGCGCCGGGUACCACGCCAUGGAGCUGUUCAAGCCCAACUGCGCCGCGGAGUUCACCGCGCAGGUGACCGACUUCGUCCGCCGCCACUCCGCCGCCGGCGCCGGCGACGGCGACGGCGACGUGGUUGGUGUGAGCAAGCUGUGACAGACGGUCAACCCGAUCGGGCGGCCGCAGUGGAGGUUGCUGUACGGCGCUUUUGGUGCAAGUUGCAGCGAUGGUUAUGGGGGGCAUGGCAUUUCUCAAUCAUAUCAUCAUCGU
Messenger RNA from Panicum virgatum (switchgrass), 1272 nucleotides. Its product is annotated as probable carboxylesterase 8. Lineage: Eukaryota; Viridiplantae; Streptophyta; Magnoliopsida; Poales; Poaceae. Gene Ontology annotation, molecular function: hydrolase activity. The record is from RefSeq and is a predicted model, not a curated record. The coding region runs from base 160 to 1158 and encodes 332 amino acids. The transcript has a single exon.